AUGGAAUGCAACCACCGACGGCACCGCAUAAACAGCCGCAGCCGCGAUAUCAAGCUCAAGCUCAACAGCAACGACAUGGUCCUGACCACAGAUCCAAGGUCUACUACCAACAACAUCCGCUUGCCGUUUCCUCGAAGCCACCAUCGUAGUGAGGCAGCUUCGAAUAUUGGUGGGAACAGUUUGAUUGUCGAAAGCCACGAAAUCGAUUCAUUCGUUCAACUUAUCUCGUCGAACCCUCAAUCCCCUUUACAAGCACGCAGGUAUCUCUUUGGGGGCAGCGUCACACAACAUGGAAAUUUGAUUAAAGUCGGACGCUAG
Messenger RNA from Colletotrichum siamense, 318 nucleotides. RefSeq lists its product as uncharacterized. The transcript is spliced from 3 exons. Bases 1 to 318 code for a protein of 105 amino acids. The record is from RefSeq and is a predicted model, not a curated record. NCBI's taxonomy places the organism in Eukaryota, Fungi, Ascomycota, Sordariomycetes, Glomerellales, Glomerellaceae.